AUGAAAGAAUUAAAUGAACAAGGAUUACGUAGACGUAAGUCGAUUAAAAACCUAAAAUUGUCACAUCCUAAUUCAACUGAUCAUAUAAAACCACUACAUUAUAAUGACAAUAAUAAAAUGUAUAAUAAAUUAUCACAACGAUAUAUAUCAUAUAUUGAUAAAACACCAUUAACACAUCAUACAAAAUCAGACUCACGAAUGAUAAAUAUCAUUGAAAUUAGCAUUAUAUGUGGUGUAUUUUUAACUGGGUAUUUUGUUUAUCAUUAUUCCGAUAGAAUGUAUAUACCUAUCAUGAAGUUCUAUGCUCAUUUAGGUAUUAAAGAAGCUCAGAAUCGUCUCAGUCAACAUUUACUUUAUCACGCUAAUACCAAAGAACAAUAUGAAGAAGCUAUUUAUUGGUUAAAAAUAUCUGCUAUUCAGAAUAAAAAUCCAAUCGCAUCAUACAACUACGUGAUCGCACAUUUUAAAGAGCACACUACAGAAAGUAAUUUAACAACAAAUCAAGUCAAUGACUUGCUGGUUCAUGCAUUGAAUAAUGGAGUUCCUGAGGCGCAACAUUUAUUAAAUCAUUGCAGCAAAUUAGAAAAUCUAGCCAAAUUAAAAAAUAUUGUAUUGUCGGAGGAAUCAGGGGACGAAUACGAAGAAAUCGCUGAUUACCUAAUAUGA
Messenger RNA from Schistosoma haematobium, 666 nucleotides. RefSeq lists its product as uncharacterized. The transcript has 2 exons. Lineage: Eukaryota; Metazoa; Platyhelminthes; Trematoda; Strigeidida; Schistosomatidae. Gene Ontology annotation, molecular function: protein binding. Bases 1 to 666 code for a protein of 221 amino acids. The record is from RefSeq and is a predicted model, not a curated record.